AUGUUGCAAGUGACAAAUUUACCACUUCCAUUUGAACUUUCUGAAGGACAGGCAUUGCAAGCAUUCCUCGACGAAAUUGAUUACUUUGAACCCCUUUUUGAUGCUGAGCGUAAACUGCUAGCCGACGAUAUCCUCUACGUAAAUGGAGGACCUACGUACAACAAGGUGAGCACCGCAACUCUGCUUGCGUACGGAGGCAAUCCAGAUACGAAAAACAUGCGAGUGCAUCAGUCAGUUCUUUUGGACGUAAUCAUCGUAAAGACCUACUUUGAUUUCAUUACAAUUUUAUUUCGUCCAGCAGAAGAAAUACUUGAGGAAGCAUAUAUCGUUGAUGUCGACUCGAAAAGGGCUCCUAUGGACUUGACUGUUUUGAACAAAAAAGGGAAAAUAUGGACGAUGGCGGCUGGCGGUGUCUUUUUUCAUUGA
Messenger RNA from Cylicocyclus nassatus, 426 nucleotides. NCBI's taxonomy places the organism in Eukaryota, Metazoa, Nematoda, Chromadorea, Rhabditida, Strongylidae. The record is from the annotation of a GenBank genome assembly.